This is a messenger RNA of Centrocercus urophasianus (Greater sage-grouse), 2523 nucleotides long. It is a transcript of the gene PLA2G12B, whose product is annotated as phospholipase A2 group XIIB. Gene Ontology annotation, biological process: phospholipid metabolic process; cholesterol homeostasis; arachidonate secretion. Lineage: Eukaryota; Metazoa; Chordata; Aves; Galliformes; Phasianidae. Gene Ontology annotation, cellular component: extracellular region. The record is from RefSeq and is a predicted model, not a curated record. The coding region runs from base 82 to 687 and encodes 201 amino acids. The transcript is spliced from 4 exons. Gene Ontology annotation, molecular function: calcium ion binding; A2-type glycerophospholipase activity.
CACGCACGCAGCUCGCUCCCACUGCUCCCUGCCCACACAUCGGCGUGCACGAGGGCGCGGGGCCUGCGUCCGGGCUGCAGGAUGCGGCUGCUCCUGGAGGCGGCGGUUCUGUGCCUGAUCCUGUGCCUGGGCCACAGCACCGAGGAAACCACGCAGGAGAACACCGCCCAAACCUCCUACACAGAGUCCUACUUUCCGGAGUGGGGCAUUGGGGCCAUCCGGGACAGCUUUGAGACGGUUAACAGCUACUUUGACUCCUUCUUGGAACUGCUCGGGGGGAAAAAUGGCAUUUGCCAAUACAGGUGUCGAUACGGGAAGGCUCCGAUGCCACGACCUCACUACAAGCCCCAAGAACCAAAUGGCUGCAGCUCCUAUUUUCUGGGGCUCAAGGUACCCCAAAGUCUAGAUUUGGGUAUCCCUGCCAUGACCAAGUGCUGCAACCAGCUGGACAUUUGUUAUGACACCUGUGGAGCCAACAAAUACCGCUGCGAUGCCAAGUUCCGCUGGUGCCUCCAUUCCAUCUGCUCUGAUCUCAAGCGCAGCCUUGGCUUUGUCUCCAAGGUGGAAGCCUGUGAGUCCGUCGCAGACACCGUGUUCAAUGCUGUCUGGACCCUGGGCUGCCGGCCCUUCAUGAACAGCCAGCGGAGCGCCUGCAUUUGCAGCGAGGAAGAGCGAGACGAGCUAUGAAGCAGAGCAGACCCCCUGGCCUUCACGAGCUGCUGCCAAUGCUCCCUCUCGCACACGGCGCUUCUUCUCAGUGACUUCCAGCAGCCCUCUGGCCAAGCAUGGCACACAGGGACCUUGGCCAAGCAACACACAUUGGCUGCAGCUUUGGAGCAGAAGGCAGCAAAAGGGGAGGCAGCCUGUGCAAGUAGGGCAGAAAUGCCUGCUGUCCUCCGCAGCUGCAGUUACACUGCCCUAUCCCUUUCCAGCUCUAUCAGAAUGAUCUGAUGCCAAUUUUCUCUGCAGACUGAUCUGGAAAGGCAAGCAGGACUCAGUGCUGGUUAUAAACAAGGGGCUUUACUUGUUUGUUUGCCACUCUGCUAGUAUCCCCUGCCCCUUAACUUUCUCAUAUGCAGUGUGAAGCAUUAGGCCUCUGCAGCCUCUGACAAUCUCAGCCUGUGGCCACACUGUUUAUGUUCUUCCAUCUCUGGAGACUGAAGGGGAGGAGUGAUUUGCUCUCAGUGUGAUGCUCACAUGCACCCCUCACAUUUUCUAUUCUAUCAUUACACACUCUGACUACUCUGCUAAUUUAAUACUUGAUGAAACAAUGUAAAACACCCAGGGGUUUGGCAACAUGAGAAGGACUCGGCGUGUUUGUGAUACUGGUGUGUUUCAUACCUGGGCAGAAGAGGACCAAAGCCCAUCUCAGAUGUGCAGAGCACUAAUCCACAGCUACUCUUACACACCUACAGCACUCUUACACAUUCUCAGGAGAGGAAGCUGCAUUUUUUUUUUCAGUGACUCCCAGACUGUAUCUGUUUAAUUAUUUUCUUCCUGUAUCUUCUAGCAAGCUUUUCUUUCUGGAUCCCUGUUAACACUAAAUGGCUGAGUACCCAUCUCCAUCUUUCACACAAAGGACACACAAGGCUCACAGUUGCCUUGGAUGAGAUUUUCCAAAGCCCGGAGGCUUAUCUGUUAGAUGGCAGGGCUUACUUGGAUCUUAUCUUGGUGGGUGCAGAGACGCUGCCAGCUGAGAGCAAUCAGUCGUCUCAGAAGGCAUUCUUUAAAACAUGGUUAAUACUUCCAUCUGCUAUUGGGAGCUUUUAUUAUGUUUAAAAUGAGAAUUUAAGAUGGUAUGCAGAAUUUCAUCAGCAUGUAACAUUUGCAGACAUUUUUCAACUGUUUUUCUUGCUGAAAGGAAGUUGCUAUUGGGUGUGCAUGCCACGACAUGAAAAUUCUUCAGUUUCCUGCAAACAUAUUUAUGGCUAUGUUCUUCCAGCUGUCACAGGAAAGUUAAGGCUACAGAAGGUACAACAAGAAUAACAAGAAUAGAAAGUCCGUUUUCAUUACCUUUCUUCUAGUUUGUGUUUAAAUGGGUGUGUGGAGCUAUAAAUUAUUUAAGCCCUGUAUUCCUAUUCUUGCUAGUCAUCUUUGCUUUAUAGUGAACAGCAAUGAGAAUCAUCUAGUCCCAAAUAGCCUGCAACAACAAGAGCCGUCCAAGGUACAAAAACAGGGAAUUGGAAGUGAUAGUAUAAGGUGCACUGAGAUGUCUUCCAUAGAGGAGGACCUUCAUUCAUAGUUGCAAUGUCAAUUGCAAUGACAUCCUUUCCUGGCUGUGCUAAUGCCAGUGGAGAGUGAAUACUGCACUGCCAAGUUUCACUGCAGCAUAUGUCUAUCAGAGCACGAGGCUGGACACGCUCAUAUGCCAUCUAAGAAACACAUUCCUUUGGCUAGGGAUGGGAAGGAAACAUUUCUCAUUCCGAACACUUCCCAAAUGUUGCAUUUCAUUGGUGAAAUCAUGCCUGUUGCCAGUUCUAAAUGUUAGCACACUCUUAUGAUUAAAUGACACAAUUUAAAUAA